AGCCAAUCGGAAGCACCAAAACGCGUCACGUGUUUUUUAUUUAUGUAAUGCAAUGGUUUCAGACGCGAACCCAGUACAAUCUGCGUGCUGCACUAGAGAAAAAUGUUGGUGUCGUGAGCGAAAAAUCAGAAACACAGAGAUCCAUCGGUUGUUUUUUUAUUUUGUCCUUGCACCGCGUUGAUGGAGUUUGGAGGAGUCGCGCUGAUGGGACUGAAGCGGAGUGAAGCAAAACACCAUGCACAACAAGGGAAAACGUUACUCUCACAGCAAAGACUGAGAUAUGAUUGCCAAUGGAUAAUCAUACAUAUUAAAUUUAUUGCCAAGUAGAAAAGCCAGUUGGAUAGGGAAUCAUAAAGUAUGCUCUUGGCACAAUUUCGGCCUUUUGAAGCAUAUGCAGUGAUCAUGAAAUGAGAUAGGGCACAGAGCUUUAAAACUAAGUUACCCGUGUCGUUUAACUUUUUAAUCAUGUCCCAUUUCUUGCUAAAGGAUCGAGCUGUGUAACUUGACAAAAGGCAUAAUCUAUUCAACUCUGGAGCUGUCAGCGGAUAAGAGUCGAGCAUGGAUCUGCUGGAGUGUCCGAUCUGUCUGUUCCUCAUGUGCGAGCCAGUGACCAUGAGCUGUGGUCACUCUUUCUGCAGGAGAUGCAUGGGAGCCUUCCUGCCCUCGCGAUGCCCCACAUGCAAAGACCGAUUGAAACAGAGAGAUGCGAAAAACAUCAAAAACAAUGUGUUACUCUUCAGCGUCAUCGAGAAAUGCUGCCCUGAAGAGACUAAGAUGAAAUGUCACAUUCAAGAGAAACUGAAAACGAGCGAAUUUACAGAAGCUCUGCGUAUUGCUGAUGAAGGGAUCGAGAUGGCCCCUGAAGAUGUGAGUCUGAAAGUGUGGCGAGCUGAGGCCUGCAUGGGCCUCCGUCGCUUUUCUGAUGCCCUCCGUGACCUGGAUGACCUGUGCUGUGUGCGACCAAACUGGACUGAGGGCUUCUUUCGUAAAGGGAAUGUUCUUCUUGAAAUGGGCAGACAGACUCAAGCCCUCAUCCAGUUUUACCAUUGCCUGAAGCAGCAUCCUGAUUUUGCCCCUGCAAAGAAUCAGAUUAAGAAGAUCCUGGAAGCAGAGGGAAUGGCUGUACCAGAAGAAGUUCCACAGAUCCUGCAUGUUGUGUCUGAGUACUUACAAGAGCCCUGUGCUAUCACCAGCUCUGUAAGUCCGUCAUGUCCAGAUGGUCAGCGCUACUCCCACAACAACGCUGAAGGUCAAACUGAUCCCGCGCAGAAUGCAACUAAAGUGAAGCACGGCACCAGCGGCGAGUGCUGUCUGAGCCUGUGUCAGGCCGUGUCCUUCCUCCCCACGCCUGAGGAUGAGGAUGAACUGAUGAUGAAGAGAGAAGAGAAACAGAACAGAGGUAUGUGCAGUGUGGGCAGAGAAUCCUGCCUCAGCGUUCUGACAGUGACUGAUUUUGAGUGCCCUCUCUGCAUCAGGUUAUUCUAUGAGCCAGUGACAACACCCUGUGGACACACCUUCUGCAAAAACUGCAUUGAGAGAAGUCUGGACCAUAAUCUACGCUGUCCACUUUGUAAACAACCCCUGCAGGAGUAUUUGAAGAACAGGAAGUACAACAACACAGUGCUGCUGCAGGAGAUCAUGUCCCGCCUCUUCCCCCAGCAGUUGGCAGAAAGGAAGCAGGUGCAUGAGGCGGAGAUGGCAGAGCUCUCAAAUCUGACUAAGGACAUCCCGAUCUUUGUGUGCACGGUGGCGUACCCUGGCAUCCCAUGUCCGCUGCACAUCUUUGAGCCUCGUUACCGUCUGAUGAUGCGGCGAUGUAUGGAGACAGGCACCAAAAAGUUUGGCAUGUGCAGCUACGAGCAUGGCAAAGGCUUUGCAGAUUAUGGCUGCAUGUUGGAUAUUUUGGAUCUGGAUUUGCUUCCUGAUGGUCGCUCUUAUGUGGAAACAGUGGGAGGAAGUCGCUUCCGAGUGCUCAGGAGAGGACAGAGAGAUGGCUACCACACAGCUGAUAUUGAGUACCUGGAAGAUCAUAAGGUUGAAGGUGCCGAGCUUGAAUUAGUGCAGCGUCUUCAUGACAGUGUGUAUCAGCAAGCGAGAGAGUGGUACCAGCGUCUGAACAGCCGCAUUCAGGAGCAGAUCAGCCAGCAGUACGGCAUCAUGCCCGAGAAAGAGGACAAUAUACAGGCAUCUGCUAAUGGGCCGGCCUGGUGCUGGUGGCUGCUGUCGGUGCUGCAGUUAGAUCCAGCAUAUCAGACCACCGUUCUGUCUGUGACCUCCCUGAAGGACAGACUGGGUCAUCUACGUAUCGUACUAGAAUACUUCUCUCAGAGCUAGGAUGGAGACCCAUUAUGUGCCCAUAUAUCUGAUCACAUCACAUGCAUGCACCACAAAAAACAUGAAUUUUCUUCUGAUUUAAACAGAGCCAUUUGUUUGAUUUCUGAUCAGAAACUGGACACAAGAUCUCUUGUGGUUGGAUAACACAUUGGAAAACUAUGAUAUGGGUUGGUUUAAAAAUGAAUUAGUCAUUGAACUGAUUCCUACUUCAGUCGAGCACCAAAGAAUCAAGGACUCGUUCUACACAGAACAGCUGUUUAUUGGCACACGCUGUUCGCUUCAUUAAACACCAUCAGAGCGGAUGCCAAAUGUUGCCGCUAGUUUUGUUGACAUACAUUUGAGAUGUUUCCAGUAGUACUGGGCCCUGUCCAGGACUUGUUCUUAAAUGUGUAGCUCGCAUUUGUCGCCGAGAGAGCCAAGAGACUGAUGACUGAAUAGGAGCUCAUUGAUUAUGCAUGAAUGAAACACUUAUGACUACAGCCUCAAAAUCUCGCAAUUCCAGCCGUAGGUUUUAGUAGAAUCAGAAAUAAUAUUAUCCUCAGUAACAGAUGAGGAGUUACAUUAAUAUUGCAAGACUAAUGGCACAGAAUAAUAUAUGUUUUCGAUAUAUGAAAGCUGCUAGCUGUGGUAGUUUCAUUCGUAAUAUUAAAUGUGUUGCAGGCUUGCUGGCAUGACCGUAGAGAGGAAGGGAUUCCCAUUCAAAAGUUUGGGGUAAAUAAGAUUUCGCGGAAGAAAUGUAUAUUUUUAAAUGGAUGCAAAUAUAAAAAAUAUAUAUAUUUUAAUAAUGUUUUACUGUUUUUUUUUUUCAUUUAAUAAAUGCAGCCUUUAAGAAACAUAAACAUAAAAAAAAGAAAAAAUCUUACAUACCCCAAAUGUUUGAAUGGUAGUGUAAAAUACUCUUAAUCACACAGCAGUUGUGGGAGGUGUUGUGAAGGUUUUAGCUAUCUGGUUGAUCAUUAUAAUCCCCCAUACCUAUUUGUGUCAGUCAUAUUGGAUUAUUUCUGUGUGCUUGUGCCUUGUGAUGGGCCUUAAUCUGGUUUCGGAUACUUGGUUUAAGACUGCGGGUUUAUGUUCCUUAUUUUUCCUUUCUUUUGUUCAGUGCCACAUUCUGAGGAAUGUUAAAACUGCAAAUGUUACAUGUGGUGUAACACUUAUAUGGGCUCGAAACUGACUUUGUUCAUACUCUGGUGAUUGUGCAAUGGUUUUAUUUUUAUCAUGUAUCUCAUACAUGUCUUGGGUUAACAUGCACCCACCUGCACUGGUACUUUAUUUUUAGGUUUUUCAUAUUUGAUAUGUUGUGCACUGCUCUGAAGAUUUCUAUCAUUUUGCCAUAUUGAAAACCAGUUACUAACAGGUGGGCGCUUUGCUUUCAACCGUGUUUUGAAUGCAGUAUGCCUAAACGUACUGAUUUUAGAUUUGUCUUAUUUGAAGAAGUGUACAUUUGGGAACUUUUGCAGGACAGAUUGGACACAAACAAGAUUCAUCCAAAAACUGAGAUUCACAGAGGCCUCAGUUUUGUUCCACUUCACACUUCAUCACAGCUUUAAAUGAUCACACCUCCAUGGUCAACGUCAUGCUGAGCCACGCAUUAUUCAUGAUCGCAUGACCUCAAUGGAGUGAUUCGGAGAGACAAAUAUUUAUGAAAGGGAUUCAAAUCAGAGUUGUUUUUUAUUUGAAUUUACUUUAGUAAUUUAAGUAAGACUUCACUGAUUGAUGCAUCUGAUGUUUUGUUUCAUAUCUAAGGUGCACUCUUGACUUCUAAGACCUUUCAUCCUCAAGAUACGGGGCUUGAAAUAUCACUUUUAAAUGCUGUUGCUUUAUCUGUCUGAAGUUUGUCAGCAUUGUGGCUGUGAGCCUGACAAUGUCAAAUUAUCACUCUUCUGGUUUAAGUGUAUGUGAAGGUGGCAGAUCCUGUGGUAUUGGUUUGGGAUAGUAAAAGAGUGACUCUAUUGUUCACUAAUAGUCUCGUAAAAAAGAAGGAUGCUAUAGACCUCAAAUAAAAUGUCUUGUGUAAGUAAAAAGAUUUGAUUAAAUUGAAAAUACAAAUAUAGAUGAGCCAAAUCAGAAUCAAUAAUUAAGAUUAUAUCCUCAGUUUUUUCAUUUAUUUGGUCACUAUUCCUUUUUAAUGUCAUAUAUUGAUGUGGUUGGAAUUAAAACAGUCUUCGGCAGACUAUUCAAAAUCUGUUUUCCCUGGUGUAAUCUAGGGACCUAUAUCAGUGAUUUUUCUUUUGAGAGAUAUAUCUUUAACUCUUAAUGAGUUAUGAGAUACACAUUAUACAAUAAUGUAAUAUUAAAAUAAAUAAUUCAAAAUAUCACUGCUUUUCUGUCAUUGGAAAUGGCAAAAGUCAAUCUUACAACAGCAAAAAAAAAAAAAAAAAAAAAAAUCGACAGUUUGUAU
This is a messenger RNA of Carassius auratus (goldfish), 4732 nucleotides long. RefSeq names its product LON peptidase N-terminal domain and RING finger protein 1-like. The record is from RefSeq and is a predicted model, not a curated record. Lineage: Eukaryota; Metazoa; Chordata; Actinopteri; Cypriniformes; Cyprinidae. The coding region runs from base 559 to 2334 and encodes 591 amino acids. The transcript is spliced from 12 exons. Gene Ontology annotation, molecular function: protein binding; ubiquitin protein ligase activity.